This is a messenger RNA of Acanthoscelides obtectus, 1109 nucleotides long. NCBI's taxonomy places the organism in Eukaryota, Metazoa, Arthropoda, Insecta, Coleoptera, Chrysomelidae. The record is from the annotation of a GenBank genome assembly.
CACUAUAUACUUUAUCGAAGCGUAUAACACCUAAUAAAAAGCUGGUGCAUGAGGGGGCUGGGAGUUCAAAAAUGAAUAGGUCAGGUGCCUGUCACUCUAGAUCUAGAUCACUGCAACGGUAUUGACAGGUGAUGGGUAUUGGUAGCUCCGCACCUCUGGGCACGGGCUUGUCACAGGCCAACUUCCAAAUUGAAAAUAAUACACAUAACCUCCUUUAGCCUGUCGAUUGUUGUUCAUUUUCUCUACGUGUUUUGGAUUAUUUUUUACUAUGAAGAGAAUCCUAAUUACUGGAUCUCCAGGAGUCGGCAAGACAACUCUUAUCAAGAAGAUUGCGGAAAAACUGAUAUCUGAAGGAAUUACUUGCAAAGGAUUUUACACUGAAGAAAUCCGACAAAAUAACUCUAGAAUUGGUUUUGAUAUAGUAACUUUGGCAGGAAACAGAGCCCCACUAGCUAGAAAAAGUUCUUCAACAAGCGACGAACGGUUACCAAGAGUAGGACAGUAUGUGGUCUACAUAAACGAAUUUGAAAAGUUAGCUUUGCCAGUUGUUGGAAACACAUCCUCUAAUGGCCUAUUAGUUAUUGAUGAAAUUGGAAAAAUGGAAUUGUUUAGUAAGAAGUUCAAGACUGCAGUCACAACUGUUAUGAAAACUAGAAAUUUGAAUGUAAUGGCAACUGUACCAGAAAAAAGUAAUAUCCUUUUAAUAACACAGCUGAAAGAAGACAAGGACAUUGAAUUGAUAACAGUAACCCCUACAAAUCGAAAUAGUCUUGAAGAAGUGUUACUGCAAAAACUUAUAUCUAAGGAUAAUUGAUUUUGGUCACUUUGCAUUCUAUCAACAUUUCACAAUUAAAAAUACAGCAUCCCUGACCAGAGCUGGCCAUAACAAUUUUGCACUUUGGUGUAAUCUGUGAGGAGAGGAUUAGAAAGUUAAAAGCUAUUGUUAAUUGAAGAGUAGAAAGAAGAAAAUUGCCAAUGCAAAGCAAUAUUGGAGAAAAAAAUGUUUCAUACAAUGUAAAAUUCAAUGUGUUUCAGACCAGGCAGACGCAUUUUGGACGUAUCACAUCCCUGCUCUUGUUGGACAUUUGGUGCCCACGUAUCCUCCAACA